GACUUUGUUCUUUUUUUUUGGAAGGAAAUAGGAUAAAUACUAAGCAUAGAAAUGAGAUACCUAGAAAAAGUUAAAGACUUGAGGCUAAACGAAAGCUUUCUUUUGGACAAUAUGGGUGGGAGGUAGGCGUUGCUUAUUCUGCGCAGUGUCGUAUUAUGGACGCUAAGGUUUCUGGGGGCAUUGCUUUGAACAAGGGAAGCGUUGUGUUGUGGAGUCGUCAGUUUUUUCAUCUCGGGAACUUUCAAGGCUUCCUCAUCAUCAUGGCUAGUAUGCGGUCUGGAAAAGAAGAGAGAAUCAGGUAUGUGAAGGGAGACCUUUUUACCUCUCCUGGAACAGAUUCAUUGGCUCACUGCAUCAGUGAAGAUUGCCACAUGAGUGCUGGCAUAGCUGCCAUUUUUAAGAAAAAAUUUGGUGGUGUUCAGGAACUCUUGAGCCAACGAAAAACAACUGGGGAGGUUGCUGUUCUGAAGAGGGAGAACCGAUAUGUGUACUAUUUGAUUACAAAAAGCAAAUACUUUCACAAGCCUACAUAUGACAAUCUACGGAACAGUUUAGAAGCUAUGAAAAUCCAUUGCCUGAAGAAUGGUGUAACUUGCAUUUCUAUGCCCAAAAUUGGGUGUGGACUUGAUCGCCUGGAUUGGAAUAAAGUUUCAUUAAUGCUUGAAGAAGUAUUUGAGGAUACAAAUAUUAAAAUCACAGUUUAUACACUUUAAGAUAGCAUUCUUGAGACAGUUGUUUCGUUUUUCCAUUUGUUGUAGUUUUGUGUUUGUAACUGAUUUGGUAUAAGAUGGUGGGCUGAUCAUAACUAUGUUUUCUUCCACUCUUCCAGACAUUUCUUAUCACUGCUUUCUUCCACUCUUCUAUACAUUUCUUAUCACUGCUAAUGUUCAAUUAUAUAUAGUAUUAUGUAAAAUGCAUAGUUAGAUUAUCUAGGGAUAUACUCUUAGUAUUAUAGCCAACCACCAUGUGUCUCUUUCUACCAUUUGGCAAAUGAUGCAACUAUUUUUUUUUUUAAAAACGUUUUUACGUUACUGUGUGUGGUUAAUUUUUUCACUGCAAUUUGUUUCAAAAUAAUAUGGAAAACUAUGACACUUCAGUAAAAUAUGAAAAUGUAUUUGCUGUUCUUUAUUUUUACAUAAAUGUUGUUUUCAAA
Heteronotia binoei (common prickly gecko) is the source of this 1153-nucleotide messenger RNA. It is a transcript of the gene OARD1, whose product is annotated as O-acyl-ADP-ribose deacylase 1. The record is from RefSeq and is a predicted model, not a curated record. The transcript is spliced from 6 exons. Gene Ontology annotation, biological process: peptidyl-glutamate ADP-deribosylation. The coding region runs from base 156 to 713 and encodes 185 amino acids. Lineage: Eukaryota; Metazoa; Chordata; Lepidosauria; Squamata; Gekkonidae.